Spodoptera frugiperda (fall armyworm) is the source of this 594-nucleotide messenger RNA. It is a transcript of the gene Pig1, whose product is annotated as probable serine/threonine-protein kinase fhkB. The record is from RefSeq and is a predicted model, not a curated record. The coding region runs from base 34 to 495 and encodes 153 amino acids. Lineage: Eukaryota; Metazoa; Arthropoda; Insecta; Lepidoptera; Noctuidae. The transcript has 5 exons.
AGGUUGGACUGUCGGUACAGUUUAUACAUAGAAAUGGUGGGUGCUGAUAUAGUGCGGGCUGCGGUCGUCGCUACCUUGAUCGCCUGGUGCACUGCUUAUCCUGACAGGGUACUAAACCGGCGUUACGACAACAAUAACAACAACAACGAUGCAAAUCUCGAAUAUUCAUACAGAAGCUUGCUGUCUAAUAAUGCCCUGAAUGACAACCAUAACAACCUGCGUUCAAAUCCGAAUAAUAACAAUUUGAAUAAUCUGAACAAUCUGAAUAAUGGUCUGAACAACAACAACCUACGUUCACAUCCGGAUAAUAAUAAUUUGAAUAAUCUGAAUAAUAAUAAUAAUUUGGAUAAUCUGAACAACCUGAAUAACCGACGUUAUAAAGGUGCAGCAGUAGCCGCCGGUCCAGCUCCAGUCCGACCUCCGACAGCGGAAGAACUUAGGAAUCUCCCUAUAAUCCAUCACCGUGCGAACCCGCAUCACACAAGACACAACUAAAACCCAGCAGCCGCACGACGCCCGAACCAUAGUAUAAAAACUAACCCGAUGACCCGAACUUCUUGUAUAAUAUAAUUAAAUAUUAUGAUUGCAUUGUAA